Molecule: messenger RNA, 1839 nt
Organism: Musa acuminata subsp. malaccensis (wild Malaysian banana)
Lineage: Eukaryota; Viridiplantae; Streptophyta; Magnoliopsida; Zingiberales; Musaceae
Source: RefSeq, a predicted model, not a curated record
CACCCAUACCAUCCCGUUUCCAUUUAGAAAUUGACUCAGAUCUCGAUGGAGACGACUUGCAAAUAGAAUAAGACAUUAGAGAUCUUCUAGCAGACUUUGUCUUGUACUCGGUCAAAGAUUCCCUCGUUAAAGAUGCUACAGCUUCAAGAAAACUCUGGGUUCUCUUAUCGUCUAAACAAUUGGGCGUUGUUUCGGUAUUGAGACUGGGACAAACCCCCGAUGCAGUGAGUGCCCAUGAGAUCCACAACGCCGUGGCGAUCAUGGCAACAAAGAAGGCAGGUCUGACAACCCACGAGCUUACUGUAAGAUUGUCGUCAAACACGGUGGCCUCCAUGUUCCUCUCGCUACCCAUAACUUCUUCUCAACCUUCUCCUCAGUUGAUUUUGCUUUGCCACAGUUUAUGUUCACCGUUUGCCAACGACAGCCGCUCACUCGGUGGUCAACGCAUCUCACUCUACAUAUGCGGGUGUGUAUGUCAGCUCUGAGUCGCAUCAGGGCUCUCUAGUUCUCGUCAUGCAACACCACCACGCGCCGACAGCCAGUAAUGGCGAAAGCAAGACGAGGCCUCACUUCGUGUUGGUUCCCUUCCUGGCGCAGGGGCACAUGAUCCCCAUGGCCGACAUGGCCGUCCUCCUCGCCGAGCGAGGCGCCCGCGUCAGCUUCAUCACCACCCCCGUCAACGCUGCCAGGACCGAGGCCGUCGUCCGCCGCGUCAGGCGAGCCGGCAUCGCGGUCGAGUUCGUCGAGCUUCCCUUCCCUUGCGCCGAAGCGGGACUUCCCCAAGGGUGCGAGACAAUCGACCUGCUGCCUUCUGACGAAUUGAUCAAACAGUUUCUCGACGCCACCGGCUUUCUCCGUCACCCCCUUACGCAGCACCUUCGAGCCCAGCGGCAACCCCGGACGUGCAUGAUCGCUGACUCAUGUAAUCCUUGGACGAAGGGAGUUGCCGAGGAGCUCCGGAUGCCAUAUAUCCUCUUCCACGGCCCCUCCUGCUUGAAUAUGCUGUGCGUACGCAUGAUCCUACGGCACAAAAUCUACGAGCGGAUCGGUGACCCGUUCGAGCCUUUUAACGUGCCCGGCUUGCCUCACCGGCUCGAGAUCAGCAUGGCCCUGACGGCGUGGUUCAUCACCAUGCCGGGGUGGGAAAAGUUUCGCGAGGAGGUCUGGGAGGCGGAGACGGCCGCGGAUGGGUUCGUGAUCAACACGUUUGAAGCCUUGGAGGCCACAUACAUCGAGUGCUACAGAAGAGAGGCGAAGGGGAAGAAGGUUUGGACGGUCGGGCCACUGUCGCUGUCGAACAAGGAUCCGGACGACAAGGCCGCGAGAGGGAACAAGGCGUCCGUGGACAAACAUCGAAUCCUUCGCUGGCUCGACGAGAAGGCGCCGAGGUCUGUCGUCUAUGUCAGCUUCGGCAGCAUCGUCCGCCACAGCCCGGCUCAGGUACUGGAGAUAGGGCGUGGGCUGGAAGCAUCCGGCCGGGCCUUCCUUUGGGUGAUCAAGGAGGUCGAUGCGUCGUCCCCUGAGGUGGAGAAGUGGCUGUCGGGCGGCGGCUUCCAGGACAGGGUCGGUGACAAGGGACUUAUCAUCAAGGGAUGGGCGCCUCAGGCGGCGAUCUUGUCGCACCCGGCGAUCGGAGGAUUCGUGACACACUGCGGAUGGAACUCGGUGGUGGAGGCGGUGUCGGAGGGCGUGCCGAUGGCGACAUGGCCUCACAUCAGCAGCGACCAGUACAUUAAUGAGAGGCUGAUUCAGCGAACCGGAGUGGCGGUGCGCGUGACGGUGCCCGGCGCCCACGUAGGCGCAGAAGAGAUAGAGAAGGCGGUCUCGAGACUGAUGGAU